Molecule: messenger RNA, 999 nt
Organism: Drosophila ananassae
Lineage: Eukaryota; Metazoa; Arthropoda; Insecta; Diptera; Drosophilidae
Exons: 3
Coding region: 202-708 (168 amino acids)
Source: RefSeq, a predicted model, not a curated record
ACCAGGAUAUCCUCAGUCACAACCAGGAACUCAUUCGAGAAACAUCUAAAUCGAAAGUAAAUUCCCCGUAGUAGUUUAGUUCGGAAUAAAAAUUCACAAAAAAAAAUAUAUAGUAUGAAAAAUAAGUUUUAGGUUUAGAUAUUUUUGGUAUUUUUCUUCUCGGGUUUGGUUUGCAGAAAUAGUUAAAAAAAAUAAAUUGAAAUGAAUAAUCGUGGCAGUGCAUUGAACACAUUCUCCUUCUGGAAGGGACAGCCAGGACUGCCCGUUUCGUAUACCCCGUCGAUAGCAGGAGGGAUGCCGAUGCAGACGAUACUACAGCGUCCAGUACCGAUCGUGAUGCCUAGCUUGGACCUGGGAGUGGGAGACGUUCCAAGGACCAACUCUCCUCCAACAUCGCCGGGUCAGCAGGCGGCCCUGGAGCCCUGUCUGGAGAAUGGAGAAUUUUGUGCCUGCAACGAGAUGGACUUUAGUUUGGGGCUGGCUGGUGUUAUGUCGGCUCUAAGGAGGGCCGGAGUAUCGCUGCGUUCCGACCGCCUGGGUCUCCACCACAGCUGCCACAAUGUCCUCAAUCAUGACUGCUCUCUAGGAUCUACUACCGCUCUGGCUGAUAGCCGCCAGUGCCACAGCCACCAUGAGUUCCGCCAACAGCCUGGAUCCAGUUGUUUCUGUUCGCGAUCCAAGGAUUCCCCAGUUACCAAGAUGAACUAAUGGUAGAAUGUUAAAGGAGGUUUUAUUAUAUUAUUAAUCACGGCUAUAUGAAGUUUAAAAAAAAAAAUGGAUUACUUACUUAACUGAUUACUUGGCUAAAGGUUCACCACAAAUUCCAAAUUGAAUAGGAAAUUAUAUAUAUAACUUUCCCUAUUUGGCCUAAACUUUCCUUUUUACACCCUAGACUAUACCUGAUAUAUUUUGUUAUGCAAUUUUAAGACUAUAAACAUUGUUGGCUAAAAACUAUUUGCCCAAUCGAUUAAAAUAAAGAAAAAAAUAUUUCCACAAUUA